AUGGCCAGCCUACCGCUCACAUUUGAUGUCGAGAGGAGCACUGAUGACUGGGUCUUCAUGUGCUUCUUUGUGGGAAAUGACUUCCUUCCUCACCUGCCGUCGUUAGAGAUUCGAAUAUGUGGAUUUUAUACUUUUAGGGCAGUUUUAGAAGAUGACAGAAAGAAAAGAGAAAGAGAAUGAAGAGAGAUCAACCAGCUUUCACUCCUGGUGGAAUAUUAACCCCUCAUGCCUCGGGUUCAAGAAAUUCACCAGGUUCUCAAGUAGCCAGUAAUCCGAGACAAGCAGCCUAUGAAAUGAGGAUGCAGAAUAAUUCUAGUCCUUCAGUAUCUCCUAAUACGAGUUUCACUUCUGAUGGCCCGUCUCCGAUAGGAGGAAUUAAGCGAAAAGCAGAAGACAGUGACAGUGAACCUGAACGAGAGGAUAACGUCAGGCUUUGGGAAGCUGGGUGGAAGCAGCGGUACUACAAGAACAAAUUUGAUGUUGAUGCAGCUGAUGACAAAUUCCGUCGUAAAGUUGUACAGUCUUACGUUGAAGGGCUCUGCUGGGUUCUUCGAUAUUAUUACCAGGGCUGUGCUUCCUGGAAGUGGUAUUAUCCAUUUCAUUAUGCACCAUUUGCUUCAGACUUGGAAGGUAUUGCAGACAUGCCUUCUGAUUUUGAGAAGGGUACUAAACCGUUUAAACCACUGGAACAACUUAUGGGAGUUUUUCCAGCUGCAAGUGGUAACUUCCUACCUCCAUCGUGGCAGAAGCUCAUGAGUGAUCCUGAUUCUAGCAUAAUUGACUUCUACCCUGAAGAUUUUGCUAUUGAUUUAAAUGGGAAGAAAUAUGCCUGGCAAGGUGGGGAAACAGAUACAGAGCUGCUAUAUAAUCGUGCCCCAGGUCACCCAGCUGGUGAGCCACACACCCACGUGGGCUGGAUCCAGAGGCAUCCUACUGAUUAGUAUGUAGCAGGUGCUCCAUAAAUAUUGGCUGAAUUAAUGGAAGAACAACAAAAAAUCU
Messenger RNA from Diceros bicornis minor, 999 nucleotides. RefSeq names its product 5'-3' exoribonuclease 2-like. Bases 177 to 941 code for a protein of 254 amino acids. Gene Ontology annotation, molecular function: 5'-3' RNA exonuclease activity; RNA binding. The record is from RefSeq and is a predicted model, not a curated record. NCBI's taxonomy places the organism in Eukaryota, Metazoa, Chordata, Mammalia, Perissodactyla, Rhinocerotidae. The transcript has 10 exons. Gene Ontology annotation, biological process: nuclear-transcribed mRNA catabolic process. Gene Ontology annotation, cellular component: nucleus.